Gigantopelta aegis is the source of this 2561-nucleotide messenger RNA. Its product is annotated as synaptophysin-like. Lineage: Eukaryota; Metazoa; Mollusca; Gastropoda; Neomphalida; Peltospiridae. Gene Ontology annotation, cellular component: synaptic vesicle; synaptic vesicle membrane. The transcript is spliced from 8 exons. The record is from RefSeq and is a predicted model, not a curated record. Bases 23 to 736 code for a protein of 237 amino acids.
CUUUAUUACAAACAGAAACAAGAUGGAGACGGCUGGGCAGGUUAUGUCGGCCUUCAACCCAAGUGUUUUGAAGGAGCCAAGGGGCUUCAUCAAGCCCAUAGAAUGGAUUAUCUCAAUCUUUGCGUUUGCCACGACUACCAGCUUCAGUACCAAUGUGGACUUCACAGUACCCUGCAACAUUACGAAGGGCGAAGUCAGCUACACCUUCUCUUAUCCUUUUGAUCUGCAGAACAUUGGGUUUAAAAUCCCUGUAUGUCCGACCAACGUGACGACAUCCACUGUUCACCUGUUACAGGGGGCGGAAAGCCCUGCCCAGUUCUACGUGUUUGUUGGGGUGAUGGCCUUCCUCUACUGCCUCGUCGCACUCAUACUCUACAUCUUCUUCGAUGAUCUGUACCGCAAAAACACCAAAAUUGUUGCAGCGGAUUUCAUAGUGUCUGUGGUGAUUACUGCUCUCUGGCUGAUUUCCUCGUCGGCGUGGGCACAGGGUGUUUCCGAUGUCAAGCUCUACACUGAUCCCCAAGAAAGUGGGCUCUUUGAAAACAAAAUCUUUCCCGAAUGUGUCCAACCCGAUGCGUGCAAAGUGACAUUCUUGGGAAACUUUGCAGGGCUCAAUGUGUCGAUUAUCUUUGGUUUCCUCAACUUUGGUGUCUGGGUUGGUAACCUGUGGUUCCUGUACAAGGAGACGCCAUGGUUCAAGGUGAAGUCGAAACCACCCAGCUCGCCAGAUAUGUAAUGUGAACAUCACACCCAUGGUUCAUUUGAAAUCCCAACAACCCAAUAUUAGGAGUGUGACUGUAGUAAGUUUGGGAUGAUUCUGCUGCUUGGCUACCUUCGUAACACCUUGCGAGCCUGUCUCCAAAAUAUAUACAUAAUUAGUUCAUGUGCUCUUUGUAUGGUUUAACACUUUUAUGUAACAAAAUAAAAUAAAAAGUAAAAACUUCUUUAGUUCAAAUACCGGUACAUGUAUUUGAACAAUGUGUUAUUUUUUUAAUUUGUUUUUAUUUAGUAAAUAUAAUAUCAGUUGAAAAAAUAUCUGUUUGAAAGUUAUUUCACUAAUUUGCAGAAUGAAUACAAGUCGCAGAUGUGACAAAUGAAAAUUGAUUUUUAUUUUGGCAACAGGCAGGUUGUUACUCGUUCUUUUAUUUACUCAUUCUCAAAAUCUUGUCAUGUGCUUUACAACUUGUUUGCAUGCUGCCAUAAUAUAAUAAGAAUGUAUUAGACAUUUCAACUUAAUUUCUGAAGCAGAUUUGGAAUAUACUACAUUAUGGUAAUAUUUAAAAUUUACUUUUUUCUUCUUUUUUUUUGGAAUGAAGUCUGUCUUGGCCGUUUUAUUAUUCAAAAAUAUAAAAUAAUAACUCAUUGACUAAUUAACCUCAGACAUGUAGUAAACAGGUUGUGAAUUCGAGUUGACUUAUUUACAUGGAUUUUAUAUUCUGGAUGUCAUAACUGAUGCUAAAUUUGUCAAUCCUAGGUGGGUUGGGUUUUUUAAGGUUUAUGUCAAUAAUUACACCAGUCAUUUUGAGGAUGAGUAUAUAUUUUAGUUGCAUAUUUGUGUUUGAUGGGUGUUGGUACACCGUUUGUGAUUGUAUGUCUUAAUUUUGAAUAAUGUUUAAAAUCAGAAAUGGUUGAAAAGUUCAUAAUUUUUACCACAGAAAGAAAACAUUUUAAAAAUCAGUGGUAUGAAAUUAGAUGCUGACACCUAUCAUGAAGGUUUCGUUUUUGUUUGAAAUUAACUCUUCACCAACGUAGUUAGUGGGUAGAGUUAUGACAGACAUGUUUUAAAGAAUUGUUUUUAUUUUAAUGACAUUGUUUGGGUUGCCUCAACAAAAUUGCUUUAAAAAACAGUAUGUUUUGUGCUUCCUCAAUAACUUGCUGAAGAAGACUAUGUUAUAUAAAGGCAGAAUGAUGUUGUCAUGUUAACGCACAUAUAACAUGACUAACAAUGUUGAUGUAUUACAGCUUUUCCAUUUUCUGUUAUUCAAAAGUUAACUAUUAAUCCACAUUUUUACAAGAGCAUGCUGUUUUACAGAAUAUGAUAUCCUAUUUGGCAUUACUGUCCAUCUGGAAAACAUUCUUGUGUUGUCCUCCAUUUAAAUAUGGAAGUAAGAUGAAUCAAUAACACAAACAUACAAAGAGUUAAUUUCCAAAAUGCAGUAUAAACUAAUUUCCAGAUUUUGGAGAUUGCGAAAGUUUACUGUUAGUAUAACUUAGCAAUACGACCACAGAGUUUCUGUCAAAAUGUGAUCAUAGAUUGAACAGAAUCUUUAAACUGCUUUGUGUGAUAUAGGCCACGUCGUUCUCAACGUGACAUAAAUGUAUAUACCACAUCAUGGUAGGUACUAUAAACAAGUGUUUUGUUUAAUCCUGAAAGUUAAAAAUCACUUGUAAUCAGUUCAUUGUUGUUUCAGGUAGUUUGUCCAUGUGGCAAAACCUAAACUAUAUCAGGAGUUUGUUGUUUCAUUGCUGCUUGCUAUCAUGUUUGGAAGGCAAACAACUGCUCCCCAAAUGUGCAUGUUCAUCAUUGUAAAUUGUAAAUAAAGUCAGUGAGGUUAACUGGG